Molecule: messenger RNA, 1644 nt
Organism: Alternaria novae-zelandiae
Lineage: Eukaryota; Fungi; Ascomycota; Dothideomycetes; Pleosporales; Pleosporaceae
Exons: 1
Coding region: 1-1644 (547 amino acids)
Molecular function (GO): protein binding
Source: RefSeq, a predicted model, not a curated record
AUGGAUCUUCCGCCGACAGUGAUCGAAGAGAAGCGGAGAAACGCGGUCACCGAGCUGUCCUUGGAUAUUCUUCGACCCGACCUCCGCUCGAUCAACGACCUACCCGACGAGCUGCUGCUUGAGAUAGCCAAACACCUUGAGGGCGACAACCCGACGCUUGGCAAUCUGAUUCGGACAUCGCGUCGCUUCAAAGCCAUCGGUGAUGAGCUCCUAUAUCGGACGAUCAGCUUGCCUCGUAACCGAGGUGACAGCGUCAUCUACCUCGUGCGCACCAUCGUUGAAAGACCGGAACUGAGAAGCAAGAUCCGUCAACUAACGUUUUCCACGACCAGCUGGCGUAUCGACAGCAAUGGUGACACUGUGGUAGUCGGAAGCAUAUUCACCAGAACACGUCCAACGACAUCUCGCGACGAGCUUGGAGCUUUGGUGCUACAAAUAUCUAAAAGUCUCGAUAGUCUGAGCAUUCUCGGAGCCGGGAACCCAUUUCAGAGCAUGGAAGAGAUUGAUUGGCGGUGCACUCUGUUACUCGGUCGGCUGAGUUCGCUAGCUGGACUGCUUCUUGCUCUUUGCGACAAUCUUGACAUGCUUUGUAUGGGCAAUUAUCACAGGGACGACAUAGAUAUACCCGCUUUCGACGUCGUUCGCUCGCUUUAUGGCAUCUACAGCGACUUGAUGCAGCUACCACCAAGCCGCUGGUCGGACUUCAAGCAAUUCCACAACGUUAAGCGCCUGAGAGUCUCCGGUUUGAGCAUCGACAUACUGAGAUUCCCAUUCAUCUCCCUCCAAGUCCUCGAGAUCGACUUCUCGUGGGAGUACUUUAGUGAGGAUCUGCCCACUCCGGAGCAUGUCUUCUUCGGCAACAAAUCAACUCGGUGCUUUUUACCCCGCUGUGCCAGCCUCCAUUCACUCAUCAUACGAAGCGACUGGAAUGAGCUAAACGAUAACGCCCAUAUGAGUCAUGGCUACCAGCUUCCUAUCCUGCUACAAGACUUCGCUGGAUCUACCAUCACCCGUCUGGAGAUACUGUUUGUGAGGAGCCCGACUGUUGUCAAGCAGUGGCUGGGUACUUUCGAGCAUAUCGCGCGUGCUCUGAGUGAGGACACAAACGUAUCUGCAAGCUUACAAUUCAUCAAAAUCGACUACGAGGAGUCUGAUCACUUCGAUCCCAGGCGUUGUUUCGGUGGUUGUACGAACCUGCACAGCUUCAGCUCAUUCCGCAAGUUGACGAAGAUGGAGGUUCUGCAAGGUGUACUUGUAUUCGAGGCCCGCAAUACGUUCGGUGAGUUGCACUACUUUAGCGGUGUUAUACCUCCUCCAAGCCUCGAGUCACUCACCGUAAUAUGUCCUACCAAGGCUAUUCUUACAUGGCUCAACAUGAUAGUCGAGCGCAAGACGGAGGUGCCAGCCCUGAAUAAGAUCGUGCUUUUGUGCAGAUGUGGCUACGGUGCUGGACUUAAGGAGUUCGAAGGCGACGUCUCCACAUACGUUUUCGCGCAGCUAAACGACCUUGGUAUCGAUGUGCGUGUGGUUGAAGAGACACCAGGAGCAUUCGCGGCUCUAGCUCGGAAGGAAGGCUCAGUGUGGGAGGCGGACUGGGCCGAAGAUGGAUGGGUGGAUGGGUUGUUCGGUCAGGAUCAGGGUUGA